AUGGCCCCGAAGAGAGGCGGCAAGGCGCCGGUCCCCGCCAAGAAGAAGGCGGUGGUGACGAACCCGUUGUUCAAGAAGAGGCCGAAGCAGUUCAGGAUCGGCGGCGCCCUUCCAUCCAAGAAGGACCUCCACCGCUUCGUCAAGUGGCCCAAGGUCGUGUGCAUCCAGCGCCAGCGCCGCAUCCUCAAGCUCACUUCUUGGCAAUAUGAUUGGGCAACAAACUUGUUCAAGAUGCUUCUUAAGUACCGCCCUGAGGACAAAGCUGCCAAGAAGGAGAGGCUUUUGAAGCGGGCCCUGGCUGAAAGUGAGGGGAAAACUGUUGAGGCAAAGAAACCAAUUGUUGUGAAGUAUGGCCUUAACCAUGUGACUUACCUCAUUGAGCAGAGCAAGGCCCAACUGGUUGUCAUAGCCCAUGAUGUUGAUCCGAUUGAGCUGGUGGUGUGGCUCCCAGCCCUUUGCAGGAAAAUGGAGGUUCCAUACUGCAUUGUCAAGGGAAAAGCACGCCUUGGAUCGAUCGUUCACAAGAAGACCGCAUCUGUCCUUUGCCUGACCACAGUCAAGAAUGAGGACAAGCUUGAGUUCAGCAAGAUCCUGGAGGCUAUUAAGGCGAACUUCAACGACAAGUUUGACGAGGUCAGGAAGAAGUGGGGUGGUGGUAUUAUGGGCUCCAAAUCACAGGCGAAAACCAAGGCCAGGGAAAAGCUGCUUGCCAAGGAAGCUGCUCAGCGGAUGACCUAA
Messenger RNA from Miscanthus lutarioriparius, 738 nucleotides. Lineage: Eukaryota; Viridiplantae; Streptophyta; Magnoliopsida; Poales; Poaceae. The record is from the annotation of a GenBank genome assembly.